Molecule: messenger RNA, 2048 nt
Organism: Ruditapes philippinarum (Manila clam)
Lineage: Eukaryota; Metazoa; Mollusca; Bivalvia; Venerida; Veneridae
Product: solute carrier family 22 member 4-like
Exons: 12
Coding region: 89-1975 (628 amino acids)
Biological process (GO): transmembrane transport
Cellular component (GO): membrane
Molecular function (GO): transmembrane transporter activity
Source: RefSeq, a predicted model, not a curated record
UGUAAAGAAAUGUUUUUUUAAAUUAACCUUUUUAUUUACUAUUUGAAUAAUUGGAUAUCGUCUAAGUUGAAAUUAUACAGUUUGUACAAUGGAGCGAGUUUCAAAAUCUCUUCCAUUGAUUCCAUUCGGAACAAGAACAAGAUCUGAACAUCAAAAAUACACGUCAGUGCCGACAGAACCUCUAAACAUUGACAAGGGGCAGCAUAAUGAGGAAACGAUGACAGUUAGUAAUGGUACAAAGAAAGCUUCCGUUGUUGCAAAGUCAAUCAAGAAGUUAGAAGAAGAUGACCCUCGACGUGCUAACAAAACAAGUGAGCUUCGAGCUUUAUCAGAUGAAAGCUAUGAGCUAGGAAAAGAACUACAGGAUGCAAUCGGUUAUCACCAAGACAUCAGUCUUACGCCGGACGAUAUUCUUAUAAAACUUGGAGGAUGCGGACUUUUCCAAUUCCUUUUGGCUUUCCUCAUACAAUUCAUGAAGAUUGUCGUUUGCUGGGGCAUGGGAGGUAAUGCCUUUUUUGCAUACGUUCCAAAAUGGCGGUGUUUGGAUUAUUAUGACGUCACCAGAAACGAUACAACAAACGGUGUAUUAGUACAUUUUAACACUUCCGCUUCAAGUUCAUACUCUGGACAGGACAAUAGAACCGAAGACUACUGGAAUAAGAAAUGUGACACAAUGUCUGGGGCAAAAUGUACCAAUUUUGAGUUUGAUGAUAGCAUUCACACCCUUGUUAGCGAGUUUGAUCUUGUCUGUGACAAAUCAUGGGUGACGGCCAGCAUUAUUUCAAUGCAAAUGAUCGGCAUGAUGGUUGGAUCGAUAGUGGUGGGCAACAUAUCAGAUUUGUUUGGAAGAAAGAAACCGUUCGUUCUCUCGAUGCUGAUACUGUGUGUGUUCCACCUCGUCUGUUACUUCUCCGUCAACUGGGUCAUGUUUGCCAUUGGCCGUAUUGGCGUAGGUGUGGGUUCGGCGUUCUUUUUGAGUAUCUACUGUAUUUUCCAAGGGGAAUAUACAUUAUCAAAAUGGCGGUCGACAACGAUCAGUUUUCCGUCUUGGGCUAUAGAGUUGUCUUUGUUCACACUGUGUGCUUGGUUACUUCAUGACUGGGAGCAUAUCACGCUGAUCAUAGCCUUGGGUUCGUUUGCCUUCCUUGGAUCAUGGUUUUUUCUUCCUGAGAGUUUUAGAUGGCUUAUAGCUAAGGACAGAGUUUCGGAUAUACAUGAUAUUACAAAACAGAUUGCAAAAUGGAAUAAGCGCCCAGUACCUAAUAAUGAUCAAAUCAUUAAAGCGUUUACUGUACCGGAAGAAGAACAUUCUAAAAAAUAUUCAAUACUGGUGCUUUUCCGGCAGAGGGCGCUUUUAAGAUUAACCGUUCCAUUAAUGACCGGCUGGUUUGCUCUUGGCGUCAUAGGGUACGGUAUAGGUUUUGGAAUCAAGAAACUGUCCGGAAAUUUGUUCCUGAACUUGUUCCUCUUUUCGGUCGUCUCUAUUCCAUCAAAAGUCAUAACCAUAUUUCUCCAGAACAGGAUUGGAAGAAAAUACACCACCAUACUGUCUUUUGCUUUGUGUUUGCUCGGCGGCACCGUAGUCGGGGUCAUUCAGUACAUUGAUACACCUUUUCAGGGAGGAUUAACCAAUGGGUUUGCCUUUGCAGCAAGCGCUGGUGUAGAUGGGGCUUGGGGCCCAAUGCAAACUCUUACAGUUGAAGUUUAUCCUACACUUGCAAGGAACACUGGCUUUGGAUUUUUAAGUACAUUGGCAAGACUCGGUGCUGUGGUAGGGCCUCAGCUUGUUUACUUGGAAGACUUUGCUCCCGGACUACUUUAUUUCGUCGUUGCCGGACUAGCGGCAUUGUCUAUUUUGUGUAUAUUUUGUUUACCAGAGACGAUGGACACAACUCUGCCGGACAAAAUUACAGACCAUCUUGAAGAUCAACGUAGAAAAGAGAAUGUAUCGUUUGAAAACAAAUACAAAUUAUAAAAAAACGAAGUAAAAAUGUAAAUGAAGUAUAAAUGUAUUACAUUGUAAUUAUACUCGUAUUAGAUUAAAGAAU